CUGAAACAAUCUCAGAUGACUUCAAGUAUUUUAUGGCAUACUGGAUAAGAGAAGACCAUGGGUAGGCCUAAAGAAACGACCAAGGACACCCAUGUCUGUGGACUCACCUGCCUGGGUCCUCUGACCUUCCACCCUGGGGCCGUGGGUAAGAAGAUCACCCUCAGCCAUGGGACCUGCAGGGCCUCGAGAGACUUGGAGACCUUCAGGGACGGCCUGGUGUUCAGCAGUCGCCCAGUGAAGCCCAGGGAGAAGGUCCAGUUCCGGGUGGAGCGCAGUCUUCUAGCCUGGGAUGGCGGUGUGCGAAUCGGCUUCACUAAUGUACGCCCUGCUGCUGGACCACUUCCACCCAUGGCCAUUCCUGACCUCACAGACAAGCUUGGAUACGGGGUUAUGCAAGUGCCUCAGAGGUACUGCCCACCUGGUACCAUGAUCACCUUCUGGAUGGAUCCGACUGGAAAUCUGUGUUACAAGACAUCCACUGGAACAUUCGACUGUAAUCAGACUGAUUUGGACCUCUCUCAGCCUCUCUGGGCUAUUAUUGAUGUCUAUGGCCAGUCAACUACGGUGCUUUUACUUGGUUCUGUCAGGCGAACUUCUCUGGUUAUUAAAAAAUCCUGCCCCAUACCUCGUAGCACAUUUAAAUGUGGAUAUGAAGAUAAUCCACCUGAGUUAAAGAAAAGGAUUGAGGUGACUCAAAAGAAGAAGAAACAGCAUCAAGAGGCCCAAAGCAACAAUGCCAGUUCUUUGACAUUGGGGUGCAGGCAGGAGGACUUGUGUGCGGUGUGUCUGGACCAUGAAGCUUGUCUGGCCCUCCGCUGUGGACAUCGCUGCCUGUGCCUCCCCUGUGCUAACAGGGUGUUUGCAGAGUUCGGCACAUGUCCACUGUGUCGGCAGAUUAUCUAGAAUUUUCUGAAUGUGGAGCUGGCAACUUACACAAAAACCCAUAAGGACAUUGACUGAUUUCAGUCCAGGCACAUUUGGAAGAUAAUAGCAUACCCCACCAUACCUCAAGCAGUAAUGCAUGUUGUUUCAUUGUACAGCAUUUUCAGGACUCCCUUGAGGAAGAAGUGUUUUCAAG
Molecule: messenger RNA, 1078 nt
Organism: Alosa alosa (allis shad)
Lineage: Eukaryota; Metazoa; Chordata; Actinopteri; Clupeiformes; Clupeidae
Product: E3 ubiquitin-protein ligase NEURL3-like
Exons: 4
Coding region: 58-903 (281 amino acids)
Molecular function (GO): ubiquitin protein ligase activity
Source: RefSeq, a predicted model, not a curated record